GAGCUUGUCGGGAUGUUCGUUGACCACUCGGCGAUCACGUGUCGCGAGCCACAGCAAUCACACCUAUCAAUAAACCCGCAUGCCUGCACUAUGAUUGGUGCAGCACAGCGUGGGAAAGUGUCGCCCCUUCGUAUCUCAUGCCUACUGCCUCGACACACUCUGUUGACCCCGAGCAGCCAUAAAACCUUGCUUCUCAUGGUUCUUUCCCACAGUUUAACGUACCACGUGCUCGUGUUCACUUAGCGCCAGUCACGUUCCUGAGCUCAACAGCUACAUACCAUCAGUUUCAGUUUGGCUACGAGCCAACACAUUUGAGUACUACCUGUCUGAAUCGUUACACAGCAAAACCACCAGUGUGAAGGAUUGCUAUACAGAAAGAUGCCUUCUGAAAAAUCCUCAAUGAAAACCAGCGAAAAUCGCAGGAGCACCAAGCCUAUCAUGGAAAAGAGACGACGUGCUCGUAUCAACAACAGUCUAGGGGAGCUAAAAAACUUGAUAUUGGAUGCUUUGAAGAAAGAUAAUGCUCGACAUUCGAAGCUGGAAAAAGCUGACAUUUUGGAAAUGACGGUAAAACACCUUCAGAACCUUCAACGUCAACAGAUAACGGCUUGUUCCCUAAGUGACCCUUCAGCCAUGUCAAAGUUCAGAGCUGGUUUCAACGAAUGUGCCAAUGAAGUCUCCCGCUACUUGAGUGGAAUGAAAGGAAUCGACCUUUCUGUUCGACAGAGGCUUAUGAACCACUUAGCUGACUGUUUGUCUGGUCUGAGUCCCACUUAUCCCCAGACCUCUGGUAACUACAGUCUUCCGUCCUUGAGUCCCGUCCAUAUUCAGGUUCCUGCUAGCACCACAACCAUUGACACCAAACUCUUCGAAGGUAUACAACUUGUACCAACUCGCCUUCAGAAUGGAGAAAUUGCUUUUCUUCUCCCUGGAGAGGGGCUGACCAAUCAAAAUCAUUUAUCUACUUACUCGCCGGUCAUGUCGUCUAUCCCAUCGGGUCCGGUUAGUGUCUUGGGGUCAUCGGGUAUUCUGAGCCCUGCUGCCAGCGAUAGGUCACUAUCCAGUCCUAGUCCUGUUACUUACACGUCUACCACGUCUCCCGUGUUGAUCACUUCUGGACCAGUGUUUGAACCUAUAUCUCCUGCUCCAUUUCACCAGCAAGAGAAACCAGAAACCGAGCAUGUUUGGAGACCAUGGUAAUAUGGUUACCACUUUAUAACAUUGAGACAAUUACUUUAUAGACGAACUUCAGUAGAAAUCCUGACGUGCCAUACAAUAAUAGACACUCUCACGUUCUGUAAUACUUAGUUAUUUAGACACUAAGUGUGUGUGUCUGAACAUAAUCAGAAGAUAUCUGUUCGUGAGAUUUCCAAAGAGGCAGAUUGGUUAGCUGUGAUAUAUUCUACCUGUUUUCAGUUCGGAGAAUCCGGUGCUUUGUAAUUUAUUAUCAUCAUUUGAUUUGUAUAUAUAUAUAUAUAUUGUACAUUUAUCAUUCAUCAGAACAUCUGAAGCAUUUGGUAAAUGCUAAACAUUAAAAGUAU
Messenger RNA from Limulus polyphemus (Atlantic horseshoe crab), 1541 nucleotides. Its product is annotated as transcription factor HES-4-A-like. NCBI's taxonomy places the organism in Eukaryota, Metazoa, Arthropoda, Merostomata, Xiphosura, Limulidae. Gene Ontology annotation, biological process: anterior/posterior pattern specification; regulation of transcription by RNA polymerase II; regulation of neurogenesis. The transcript has 3 exons. Bases 379 to 1200 code for a protein of 273 amino acids. Gene Ontology annotation, cellular component: nucleus. The record is from RefSeq and is a predicted model, not a curated record. Gene Ontology annotation, molecular function: DNA-binding transcription factor activity, RNA polymerase II-specific; protein dimerization activity; RNA polymerase II cis-regulatory region sequence-specific DNA binding.